AUGUCUCAUCCGCCGACACUAAACAAGCGCUUGAUCCUAGUAGUACUACUCAGUCUACUGGGGCAUGCAACUGCCGCAGACACCUCAGCCGAGGAGUGUGAGCUGGCAGACCCCACAUUGUACCUGUGGGACGCUAAGCAGCUGAGUAAUCUGAAGAAGAAGUAUCAAAGCGGGGAUGCUAGCAGUGUGUUCAAGUCGUCGCUAAGCUUCCUGGAACGUGAGUGUGCGGAAGCCUUGGAUGGCGAAACGUAUUCUGUUACAUACCAAAAGCGCGUGCCCGAGUCAGGCGAUAUCCACGACUAUCAAAGCGUAGGCUACUACUGGUGGCCAUGUGCAGAGGCGGAGCACGAGGGGUUUAACAACUGCGUGCAGAAAACUAAAACUGGUACUGAACCAAAGGAGUGUGUGGAUGAUGCCAAAUGGGGGAGCAUCCCCUGGCGCUACUGUGACGGCCAUCACAAUGCCGCAACAUUUGAGUACUCGUCGAAGGAGAGCAUGCAGCAGAUGACCAACCAGGUGAGAGACUUAGCGCUGCUGUGGUACUACACAGAGAAGGACCAAUACGCACGCAUCGCGAGUCAGCUGCUGCAAGUGUUUUUCCUAGACGAAGACACGCGCAUGAACCCCAUGCUACAGUACGCCCAGUUUGUGCCUGAUCUGUGGUACUUUGAAAGCGCCGGUCUGAUCGAGAUCACUGGAUGGACCGAACUUCUUGAGGCUGUGGCUAUACUUCGCACGUCCCAGCACUGGAGCAACGCACACCAUCGCCAACUCAUGGACUGGAUGUAUGAGCUAAUGGAAUGGCUACAGACCAGCCGAAUGGGAGAGAAGGAGCACUACGCAGGCAACAACCACGCUGUAUGGUACUACCAGACGGUCAUUGGCAUGGGCCUGCACGUGACCGAGAUAUUCUCCUUCCACGGAUACCCGGCGAUGACACAUGAAAGGUUGUCAGACAACACCCACACACGAGCGCAUCUGUUUGUGUGCUGUGCCGAGCGAAAACUAGGAUUUUCUUCUUGA
Molecule: messenger RNA, 1023 nt
Organism: Sphaeroforma arctica JP610
Lineage: Eukaryota; Ichthyosporea; Ichthyophonida
Exons: 7
Coding region: 1-1023 (340 amino acids)
Cellular component (GO): periplasmic space
Molecular function (GO): lyase activity
Source: RefSeq, a predicted model, not a curated record